GUAGUGAUUGGGUGAUGGUAGAACCCUGAUCGGAGGGAUCUAACUGGGCCGAGCAGGCUGAAGUGAAGAAGCAGGACUUUUCGUGCCCGUUUUGGUGCUCACGCUGGCCAUCCGAUGACCAAGUUCUGAAAAGUCCAUCUGCGCUGUCUUUGCAGUUUUUCAGCCCGAGACUUCGAGAAUAACAUCAUGGCUGUCUUGUCCUCCUCCAAUCUCCUGCUCCUUCUCCUAAUUUCUUUUCUGGACUGGCUGUCGACUCCAGGAUCUGCAUUUGUCAUGGGCCGGGACCACGUGACGUCAUCAGCCCCCGUUGAACCUCACAUCACAGAGUGCACAUCGAGGAACCAGGAGACUUUCCGAUGUUGGUGGAGUCCAGGGAACUUCCACAACCUGUCCUCCCCUGGAACACUCAGAUUAUUCUACCUUAAGAAAGUCUUGCCCACCAGUGAAUGGAGAGAGUGUCCGGAGUACAUUUAUUCAAAUAGGGAGUGCUUCUUUGAUAUGAACCACACAUCUAUUUGGAUCCCCUACUGCUUGCAGCUCCGCAGCCAAAACCUCACCUAUUUCAAUGAGGAUGACUGUUUCACUGUGGAGAAUAUCGUACAUCCUGACCCACCAGUGUCUUUAAACUGGACCCUGCUGGAAAUAAGUCCCUCUGGGCUAAGUUAUGAUGUCAUGGUCAACUGGGAGCCCCCACCCUCUGCAGACGUAGAGACAGGCUGGAUGCGCAUUGAGUACGAGAUCCAGUACAGAGAGAGAAAUUCCACAAACUGGGAAGCGUUGGAGAUUCAGCCGCAAACACAGCAGACAAUCUACGGUCUGCACAUAGGAGAAGAAUAUGAAGUGCACAUCCGCUGCAGGAUGCAGGCCUUCACUAAGUUUGGAGAGUUCAGCGACUCCAUCUUCAUUCAAGUGACGGAGAUUGCCAGCAAAGAGUCUACUUUCCCGCUCACACUGGUUGUUCUUUUCGGGAUCGUGGGCAUCCUCAUACUUAUCAUGCUUAUUGUCGUCUCUCAGCAGCACAGAUUGAUGUUGAUUCUUUUGCCUCCGGUACCUGCACCCAAAAUUAAAGGCAUCGAUCCAGACCUGUUAAAGAAGGGGAAGCUGGACGAGCUGAAUUUCAUCCUGAGUGGCGGAGGUAUGGGCGGCCUACCCACUUAUGCUCAGGAUUUCUACCAAGCCGAGCCAUGGGUGGAGUUCAUAGAGGUGGAGGCUGAGGAUGCAGAUACUGGAGAGAAGAAGGACAACCAGGGCACAGACACCCAGAGGCUGCUAUCCCAACGCAUCAGCCGCCACAUAAACAUGGGCUUUCCUGAUGAUGACUCAGGACGGUCCAGCUGUUGUAACCCAGAUCUGCCGGACCAAGACACCCUAAUGCUGAUGGCCACCCUGCUGCCAGGCCAACCGGAGGACAGAGAAGCCUCCUUCAAUGCUGUAGAAAGAGCCCCAACCCCAGAAAGAGGAGAGAGCCUCCUGGUCCAAACUCAAACUGAAGGGCCCCAGACUUGGGUCAACACAGACUUCUAUGCGCAAGUCAGCAAUGUGAUGCCCUCUGGGGGUGUGGUACUCUCUCCUGGCCAGCAACUCAGAAUCCAGGAGAGCAGCUUAGCCACAGAGGAGAAAACACAAAAGAGGGAAAUAAAGCACAAAUGGAGUGAGGACGUUGAUGACAAUAAUCAGAAGGAGCUGCAGUUUCAGCUGCUGGUGGUGGAUCCAGAAGGAAGCGGCUACACCACAGAGAGCAUCGCCCGGCAGAUCAACACAUGCCCUAGCUUCCCCGUGCCUGGCGAGGGUUAUCAAACCAUACCCCCUCAGCCGGUGGAGACCAAACCUGGAGCCACAGCAGAGGAUAAUCAAUCGCCUUACAUUCUUCCUGACUCUCCCCAAUCCCAGUUCUUUGCCCCUGUUGCAGACUACACAGUGGUACAGGAGGUAGACAGUCAACACAGUCUGCUCCUGAACCCGCCCCCCCGCCAGUCUCCCCCUCCAUGCCCGCCACAGCACCAACUCAAGGCUAUGGCUGCUAUGCCUGUAGGGUACAUCACCCCAGACCUGCUGGGGAACCUCUCACCCUAAAAUGGCAAUGUCAUCAUACCUUUUAAGGACCAUGAAGUCCCUAACAGUCACAAAAGCCUGUUUCUACCUAAAACCAAAUAACUUGCACAGUGUGGAUUAGAGUGUACAGGCGUUUGUUUCCAGAGGGUGCUGAAAGGGGAAAUUUGAAAAGCUACCAAGGUGGAUUCUUUACUCUUUCACAUCUGCUACAUUACUUAAUUUGAUGCAAAGGCAGACAGAAGGAAACACCACAAACCCGCUGUAUUUGUUGACAUCCAUGCACAAUACACACAGAUAGUAGACUGCAACUGGGAUUGCAUUGAGUCAAAAAGCAUUAAGUUUACUGCUAAACUACGUUGGAUCACGUUACAUAUCUGGCUAAUUGUGUUUAGAGCAAUGGCAUCGUUGAAGUCUUAAUGUUAAAGAGAGAUGUCAGUGUAUGAUUGAUCGGGAGAAGCACAUUGUAGUCAUGUUUUUCACACCACACCAAGAAGAAGCUGUGAUUAAUACCUCUUGCUGGCAGAGAUGUUUUGCUGCUCAAUUGUGGCUUAUUUUGUAUUCUUCUAUUUGUUAUUACAUUUUGUCAUCUUAUUAGUACUUUAAGGAAAAUCCACCCUAAAAUGCAGUUGAAAACAAUACUAUGCAAUUAUACCUUGCAAUCCUGGCUUCAUUUUAUUUAAUGGUAAGCUGAUCACAUUACCAUGGAAAUGUGGCCAAACGUAGAUAAUAUGAUGUCAAGAUAUUUUUAUCUAUCUACAGCCACAGUAGUGUAGUAGAAGAAAUACUUUCAACAACUGAAAAGAACACACGGUACAAAUCAGCACACACAUAGUACAUAAAUCACUGGGGAAAACCUAACUGAAGUAAAAGUAGAGGUGACAAAUAAAAGGGAACCAUUUUAUCUAAUUCCUGCAAUGCAUUGGAUAUUACAGACUGAUAAUACAAUUCAAACCAUAGAAUAUGUUAGACCAUUUGAUUCUGACGUGCUUAGUGACAACAUGUUGCUUAUAGUGCUGAACGUUUUUCUUAUGGUAAGAGGAAUCCUUUAUUCAGAUUCAUUCACAGCUGGGAGCCUGCUGAAAACAAACAGUGCUUUAGUAUACUGAGCACCACCAAGUGCCUUGCUCAAGAGCACAUUGAUAUAGUUACACAAAGUACACCCUUAGCAGUUGUUAGAUUUCGUUCUGUGACAGCUGCAAAUUCUCACCUUUACCACUAGCACUCAGCCAUAAUUAUAUAUAAACUAAACCUUAAUGAGUAAGCUUUCUACUUAGGAGUAUUCUUCUCAUGAUGCAUUGUUACUGCAGGGACUGGAACAAGUUGAAAGACAGUGAAAGUAUUUAAAGCUGUAAUUAGCUAACAUUUUAUAGUUACACGUUAUCAACCUGUGCCUAUGAUAAUGUCAUUGGCUUGCCAUUUCUGUGCUAAGGAUCUGUGCAUUUAUGUAUUGCUAAGUACAUGCAAGUGCUGCUAUGUAUAGUUGAAUUGUUGUAAAGCCUCUCUGUUCAUAGAUCCAUGACUAAAAACCUGCACAUGCAUGAACACAGUAACAUGCAUGCGUAAACACACACUACAUCAAAAACAUUUGCCUUAAUUGAUAAUGAAUUUUGCCUUAAAUAAUGAGAUGAAAAUUGUGGAAGAAAAUAGUGUCAAUAGGUAAAUAAACCCUAACUUUCACGUUUCGGAUCAUACUCAUAAAGCUGACCACAAUUUCCAAACCCAAAAUGUCGUUCAGUGCUAGUGCUGAAAGACUUUAAAUUCCAUGUGGCGGUUUGAUAGAGCGACAGAUACAUACAAAGGUGUAGUAUGCCUUUUGGUCAGGCAUACUAGGUAAUAUGGGGGUAAUUAGUUAUGGAUUCCUGGUUACUUUGCCCCCAUACCUUUCUUAGAAUAACCACAUUUAGGGCAAAACCUUGGGCAGAAUCUGUUGCUUAAUCAUUUAUUUAGUCAGAUUAGCUUGUGGUGUAAGGUUGCCCUUGGUUCAUUGACCAUAUAUGCUUUUUUAUAAUGGCCUGUGUGGGUGAGAGGGUAGCAGAGAAAACCUAUUGUCAGAUUUUUAGGCUCCUAUGAAUUCCAACAUGGAGACUUUUACAAUAUGCCAAUAACAAACACAGCAGCAUUGCAUAUUGGAUACAAUAAGCUGUCUAAGCCUAGGCUAAUAGAGGUUGUGCGAUAUGUGUAUGUGUUAAUUUCAGUUACAGCGAGUCUAUAAUUGAGUCUGAAGUAUUAUUAUAUUAAAACAUCAAGGCAACCUCCAAAUGAGCACAACACAACAAAACAUACUUCACCGUGCAAAGGACACACAUCCUGACUGAUGUUGGUGUGGAAUCCUCCUUAAGAUAAGCAGGCUAAGCAGAUAGAAUAGAUAUUUUAUAUUAGACAAUCCAAUAAAGAAGAGAGACAAAGUAAGAGCCAUAAAAUGACAAUUUUUAAAACUGUGAAUAUGAUACAUAUAUGUGCCAUUUUUCUCUUUCUGUCUCUCAGAGCUCAGUGUCCUGUUGUUGCUGCCUAGUGCUGAUGACACCAGCAAUGCAAUGCUGUUCCAGAAAUGUCUUAAUAUAUUUGCUAGUGCUGUAAAAUUACAAGUGUAUAUAUAUAUUUGUAUGUCGAUAAUGUCACUAAUCACAAUAUGUUGCUGCUCGGUACAUGUAUAUUUCCUGCAAUUAGCCUUACUGUAGUGGGAAGGGAAAGAAGAGAGAGAGAAUACAUCAAUCUCUGUGUUGGGUGGAUGUUUUGGUGUUAAAACCUGCAAAUUAGAUGUUUCUGAAAUUGUUUUGCCUGGGAGAAAUGGAAAAGGUUUUGUUCAGCUAUCUGAUCAGUCGUCAGAGCAAGAAAAGAACCGUUAUUGCCCCAAAUGUGAUAUAUAGUCACCUAAUGAUGCUCAUCCAACGUUCAGUGUUCCAACCCAUCCAAAGAUCCCCACAAGGCUUUCUGUCUAUAUGAAGGAAGAUUAGAUAAUGGGUCGGGUUGGGGGGGGGGGUCUUUGUCAGUUGUACCGUGGUAAUUGUGAAUGUGUGCAAACUGGAAUUCGCAAUGCAAUUACGAUGCCAAGGAAAUGUUGGGAACACAAAUAACGUUAAAUCACUGAAAGGUCUUUUUUUUUUUUUUCAAAGGUUACAGCAAGGAAGAUGAAUUUGAGGUGCUUUUUUUUUUGUUCAAGCUUACUGUACAGGUGUUUACUACAUUGUGUCUGCAAUUUUCUUUUUUUGCCAGUACACAAUGAGCCCAUUCUUAACCUAGUGUAAAACUGUUAUUUCAAGCUUAUAAAUGUCAGACACUUUAGAGCAAGCACUUUGUACAUAUAUCCGAUGUUAAAAAUAGUAUUCACUUUUUUUUUUAAUAUUGUAUUUAGGACUAAAUUAAGUCUAUGAACUACUUGUUAUUGUAAAACAGCAUUAUAUCUUUUUUUAUUCCGCACGAUAAUUAGACAAUGAGGAACUUUCAAUAUUGAUAAGCUUAAGUUUUGUCCUGCAGAGUUUAUGUUUAUGGGACAUAUUUUACACUACCAGAUUGAUAGAAUAAUGUACUGUAAUGGAGUAUUUAAUGUUUGCUAUACGAUUUAUGGAUAUAUAGAGCAGGUAGAUAUAGUAUUUUAUAAAGUCAUUUAAAAAUAUAGGCAGAGUGAAAGAGUUACAUUGUAACUCUACACUCUUACAGUUCUCCCACUAUGUGAUUUUAGCAUUUAAUUAUUAAAAAAGUGCAUUUGAAGGGGCUGCAGUGUUUUAUAAUGAUGUCUUUUGGCCUCCAGCUUCUUGGUUUUGUGUCGGCUUUUGUCGCUCAAUAAAGCCGUGAAGUAAUCUUGAGUGCUGGAAUUUGUGCUGGUUGAAACUUUUUACCAAAGAGCGUUUAGCCAGACAUUUAAUUUCCAGUGGUUUAAGGAAAUAGUGUAAUUAUUGACUUGAUUUCUAUCCGUGUGUUAUUUAUUUGUCUGCUUAGCGUCCCCAGAUCACCCCACCACCUCAUCAGACCACAGUGCAUAGGGCAGCGGGAGUUACGUGUGCACAGUUAUUCUCUGACGUGUUAUCCAGGCUCGUAAAACUGGAAAUAUUCUGCUUGUCACAAUUGGUAACGGCUGCAUUGUGCAUCGCAAUUGUAAAAACCUCUGACCUAAAAUGUAUCGGUUUGUAUUUGCUUCAUUAGUCGACAUGACUGCACCAUAUUUCCAGCCCCCCUUGGCCUUGGAGUCACUGUUUUUGUCUGUUGGCUGCUGUUUUACUCAAGGCCAAGAACUGUGUUGAUCUUUGAUGAUUUGAUAUUGUUCUCUUACCAGUUGAGCCCUUCUGGUUUUAUGUGUGUGAUCAAGAAGCUUUGAACAAGUUACACAAUAAAUGUAUACAGCAUCUUAA
Etheostoma cragini (Arkansas darter) is the source of this 6398-nucleotide messenger RNA. RefSeq names its product growth hormone receptor a (gene ghra). Gene Ontology annotation, cellular component: external side of plasma membrane. The coding region runs from base 187 to 2073 and encodes 628 amino acids. The transcript is spliced from 10 exons. Gene Ontology annotation, molecular function: cytokine receptor activity; protein binding. The record is from RefSeq and is a predicted model, not a curated record. Gene Ontology annotation, biological process: cytokine-mediated signaling pathway. Lineage: Eukaryota; Metazoa; Chordata; Actinopteri; Perciformes; Percidae.